Messenger RNA from Anastrepha obliqua, 538 nucleotides. RefSeq lists its product as uncharacterized. Lineage: Eukaryota; Metazoa; Arthropoda; Insecta; Diptera; Tephritidae. The record is from RefSeq and is a predicted model, not a curated record. The transcript has 4 exons. The coding region runs from base 107 to 448 and encodes 113 amino acids.
UUUAGUAACACUUGGAUCUUCUUCGUAAACGCAGCUUAAACGACACCUUAGGCGUGAGAGUAGGAAAAAAGAUCCACUUAAAAGUAAUCAAAAUAAAAAUUUAAUCAUGGAGGAAAGCUUUAAAAUGAAUACGCUGUGGAUUUUACUAAUUUUCGCAUUAUUGCCGUUGUCCUGCUCAUUCUCUACACAAUACCUCGGUAAUAGGAAGCACACAGUUCUACCAGACCACUGCUACUAUGAGGAAUUAGAGCUGGCAGUGCCAGUGAAUGAGACGCUGUAUCCAACAGAUAUUGAAUUUCAAUGCAUAACCGUUACCUGCCGCCAGGAUCAUGUGCUGCUGAUAAAGCACUGUGACCGUUAUCUGCUGCGACAUGGUUGCAUUGAGCAGCCACCUGACUACAGCGAGCGUUAUCCCGAUUGUUGUGCCCAAGUGAAAUGUAUUAAUUAAAAUGUUGCUGAAUGAGGAAAUUUAUUUAGUAAGGAAUAAUUUAUGUUAGUGAAUAAAUUAAAAUAAAAAACGUAAUUAUUAUUUUCAACA